AGUAGAGUACAUGAUUCUGUUGCUUUUUAUGAAUAAAUGUUUCGAUGAGAUUAAACAUUUGAUUAUCUUUUAUCACUAGAUACGAACAAUUGAUCGCAAUUGUGAAAUUCCCCACGAAGGUCCUUUCUGUGAUCUUAUGUGGAGUGACCCUGACGAGAUAGAGACAUGGGCUGUUAGUCCCCGUGGUGCAGGUUGGCUAUUCGGAUCACGAGUCACAGCAGAGUUCAACUUUGUUAACGGUAUCGAGCUAGUUUGCCGAGCUCAGCAGCUGGUGCAGGAAGGCUUAAAGUACAUGUUUCAGGAGAAGGGCCUUGUGACUGAAAGAGACGUCAAGUUCUUCACGGAGACAGAGGAGAACAACCAGAUGCGAGGCCCAAGGACCGCAGUCCCAUAUUUCCUCUGACUUCAAUUGUACAAUUUUAGAAGUCAAAUGUUUAAAUCUGUAAGGGCUAAAAGAUCAACCAGAGGUGUUUGUUGUUGUAGGUUCAGAUCAUAGUGCAAUAUGAUGCAUUUGAUUUCUCCAUUUUCUUUUAACCACAUGUGCAAUAGACCAUCGGGAGUCAUAUGUUACUGUAUCCCUUCAAGUGACACCGUCAAGUUUUGUUCUUGAUUUAUUUCACGUGCUAUUUAUCAUC
Setaria italica (foxtail millet) is the source of this 635-nucleotide messenger RNA. RefSeq names its product phytochrome-associated serine/threonine-protein phosphatase-like. The coding region runs from base 137 to 403 and encodes 88 amino acids. NCBI's taxonomy places the organism in Eukaryota, Viridiplantae, Streptophyta, Magnoliopsida, Poales, Poaceae. The record is from RefSeq and is a predicted model, not a curated record. Gene Ontology annotation, biological process: peptidyl-serine dephosphorylation. Gene Ontology annotation, molecular function: protein serine/threonine phosphatase activity. Gene Ontology annotation, cellular component: cytoplasm. The transcript has 3 exons.